AUAGUGCAGGAGUGUUCGGCUCUGACGCUCCAGGACUCCACGCUCAGACCGGCGGUGAGUUCACUGGACUUUCCCACCUUCCUGACAGGUGUGUCCUCCCCCACCGUAUGUGGGGUGGGCGGGGCUCCAGGGGGCGUUGUGGGCUCUCCGGGACCCAAACGCAGCGGCUCAGGGACAGGAAACACUCUGAAGCGUUGGUUGACGAGUCCUGUUCGGAGGCUGAGUCAAGGUAAAGCUGAUGGACAGAAGAAACUGCCAAUCAGAGCCAGGAGGCGGGACAACAGGCCAGAGCUAACCACACCCCUCACUGUUAAUGCCCAGGCGAAAGUGAGGAAGGAGGAGGCAGGGCAAAGUGGAGGGGAGGAGGAGCCAGAAGAAGAAAGCCACACCCCACUGCCUCCACCCAUGCAGAUCAUCAAAGACCCAAACAAUCCAGAGGUACAGGCUUUGGAUUCAGAUCAAGGAUCAAAUGAAUCUGACACUGAGCAGAGAAACAAAGCUCUGAGAGGACGCAUGUUUGUGGUGAAUGAAAUGGUCCAAUCAGAGAAGGACUACGUUAAAGACCUGGCUGUGAUCGUAGAGGGCUUCAUGUCCAGGUUGGAGGUCAGAGGAAUUCCUGAAGACAUGAGAGGAAAAGACAAAAUCGUGUUUGGAAACAUUCAGCAGAUUUAUGACUGGCACCGAGAUUUCUUCCUGGUGGAGUUGGAGCGCUGCGUUCAGAAUCACGAUCUGCUCACCGACCUCUUCAUCAGACACGAGCGGCGGCUGCACAUGUACGUGAUUUACUGUCAGAACAAACCCAAGUCAGAGUUCAUCGUCAUCGAGUACGAGACUUUCUUUGAGGUAAAACACUCAUCAAUCAAUCAAUCAAUCAAACCAUCCAUCGAUCCACAUUUAACCUUUAACUGUCUUUUAGCUAGCCUUUAACUGUCUUUUAGCUAACAUUUAACCUUU
This is a messenger RNA of Solea senegalensis (Senegalese sole), 954 nucleotides long. Its product is annotated as kalirin-like. The annotation marks the transcript as partial. Gene Ontology annotation, biological process: axon guidance. Gene Ontology annotation, cellular component: cytoplasm. The transcript has 9 exons. Gene Ontology annotation, molecular function: guanyl-nucleotide exchange factor activity. Lineage: Eukaryota; Metazoa; Chordata; Actinopteri; Pleuronectiformes; Soleidae. The record is from RefSeq and is a predicted model, not a curated record.